AUGGCGACGAGCUUCGCGCACCAAGUGGGCGGCCACACCACAGCCAAGACAAGUCUAAAAGCUCACGAUGGAAAAAUCUUGAAGCCGUAUCAGAGCAAACAACGCGGUGAACGAGAGCGCGACUUCUACGAGCGCGUGUUCAGAUCGGAGAAAGAGUCGCCGGACUUCGGAGCUCUCAGAACAUUCUUGCCCAUGUAUUACGGCUCCACUGUGAUCCCUGAAGCUGGGGACGAAAAGAAGGAGGAUUCGUGUACUAAGUAUUUGGUGCUCGAGGACUUGACGUGGGGCAGGAAGUGGCCCUGCAUCAUGGACAUCAAGAUGGGUACGCGGUCGUAUGAGGAAGGCGCGUCAGCCGAAAAGGUCGCUCAUGAGAAGUCCAAGUUUUCGUUGCAAGAGACGGCUGGUCUUCGUAUUCAGGGCAUCAAAGUGUAUAGUCUGGAAGAGAACAAUUAUGUCGUGCUUGACAAGUACUUUGGGCGAAGUAUCACGUCGAUGGACGGGAUUACUCGAGCCCUUGGACACUUUUUCCCGCUGCAAGACAAGACGAAAACAGUGAAGCUGCUGGAAGCGUACCUGCGACGCCUUGAUCAGUUGAAGACGUGGUUUGAUGAGCAGCAAACAACGGAAUUUAUUGCCAGUUCCUUCCUCUUCUUAUACGACGGCGAAGAGUCAAGACGGGAGGACAAGUCUGUCUCCGAAGCUUACGCGGCCGACAUUCGUCUGAUCGACUUUGCCCACGUGUCUCAUCCAGUUCCUCCCAAGCUGGACGAAGGUCUGCGAACAGGUAUCGCCACAUUGAUCCGAUGUUUCCAGACGCUGCUUUGUGAGUCACAGGCGUCGCAGUAA
Peronospora matthiolae is the source of this 846-nucleotide messenger RNA. NCBI's taxonomy places the organism in Eukaryota, Oomycota, Peronosporomycetes, Peronosporales, Peronosporaceae. The record is from the annotation of a GenBank genome assembly.